CGUCAGCGCAGCGCAGGACUCUCUCCCGCGGCGGCGUGUCCUCCCUCAACAAACGCGAGCAAUGCGAACCGAACGCCAGCGAAACGCGCUCCGCAGACCGGCGCUCGCCGCGGAUUAAACCGGGGAACUCUUCAAAUCAUGGCGGAGACGGCGGAGAAUUGAAGCCCGACGCGUUGAGCACGUAGCGCGCUCUGAUUUCGCGUACUAGACGCGCAGUAUGCAGGAGCCCAGCUGAUCGGGACUCGAACCCGCAGCGUUUAGUUGACCACCACGAACCACCGCUCGACUCCAGAACCAGAUACAGCUCAAAUUAGCUCAUUAGUCCGGCUCGCCAGCUAAUUAAUGAUGGCGGGGAAGCUGACAGCGCAGGGCGCGGGAAUCCUGCUGGUCACCGCCAACGUUGGAUCACUGUUUGAAGAUCCGGAGAACCUGCAGAAGACCUGGCUGAGGGAGUUUUGUCAGACGGUUCAGACGCACCGGCCUCUCUUCGUGGCUCUUCACUGUCAGGAGGUCGGAGGGAAGAACUACGAGGCGUCCAUGACACACGUGGACAGCUUCAUCAAAGAGCUGCUGUCCAGUGACGUCAUGAAGGACUUCAACCGCGCUCGCGUCUACCUCGACAAGAACUACAAAUCCCAGGAGCAGUUCACAGCUCUGGGAUGUUGCUACUUCAUCCACGAAUCCUUGAAAAACAUCCAGCAGUUUGAUUUCAAAGCCAAGAAGUUCAGGAAGCUGCUCGGGAAGGAGGUGUGCUCAGACGCUCUGCCAAACACAGCCAUGCUGGAGAAAGAGAAGUUUCCUCAAGACUACUUCCCUGAGUGUAAAUGGUCCAGAAAAGGCUUCAUCCGAACCCGAUGGGCGCUUGCUGACUGUGCCUUUGACCUGGUGAACAUCCACCUGUUUCACGACGCGUCUAACCUGGUGGCGUGGGAGAAGAGCCCGUCGGUUUACUCAGGAACGAGGCAGAAAGCGCUGGGCUUCGUCCUGGACAGGAUCACGGAUCAGCGCUUCGAGCGGCUGCCCUACUUCAUCUUCGGCGACUUCAACUUCAGGUUGGACUCCAAGCAGGUCAUUGAGAGUCUGUGCUCGAAGGCCAGCAUGCAGACGGUCAGAUCCACAGACACCAAUGAAGUGGACAAACUCAUCUUCAGAGAGUCAGACAACGACCGCCAGGUUGUCCUUCAGCUGGAAAAGAAGUCUUUUAACUACAUUAACCAGGACGUUUUCCGGGAAAACAAUGGAAAGCUGCUCUUAGAGUUCGACAGAGAGCUGUCUGUGUUCAAGGAGCGUCUGAAUGAGCUGGACAUCUCGUUUCCUCCGAGCUAUCCGUACAGUGAGGACUCCGGUCAGGGAAAGCAGUACAUGAACACUCGCUGUCCAGCCUGGUGUGACCGGAUCCUCAUGUCCUCGACGGCCAAAGACCUGCUGGUGAAGCCGGAGAACGAGGAGAAAUCAAUAACAUACGACAACAUCGGACCCAACGUGUGUAUGGGAGACCACAAGCCGGUCUACUUGUACUUUCGGUUAAGCACAGGUCCAGGUAAACCUAAUGCAAAUAAGCACAAGUGUUGUGUCGUGCAGUGAUGUGGAAAAUGGUGCCAAAGGUUGGAGAAGAUUUCAUGAAAAGCGUCCCUGUGAGAAGCUCCGACACGGGUGGAAGGACACACACACACUCUCUCUCUCUCUCACACACACACACACACACACACGCAAACAGAGGACCCUGUAAAGACUUUUCAGCAGGACUGACCAGUCGCAUUUGUCCAGUGCAUGCAAUCACGUCCAUAGAAACGACACAUUGAGUUCAUGAAUGCUUCAAGAGUCGAGAUCAUGGACACACACACACACACACACACACACACACUCUGAAUCAGACGCCUCUCAGCCCGGUUUCCCAAACUCUAACAGAAGAUCAGAAACACUCAACAGAUUUUAAAAGGCAUCCUUGUGGAUUUUAGAAGCUCCUCCUAAUAUUACGAGCUCCUUCCAUUCAGUAUGUAAGAUGUUUUAAAGUGCAAUGCAAGAAUUCUCGUUGUAUUUCUGUGGUUAGGUUUAUCCGUACGAGCUGAUUUCACUGCUGUUUGGACCUUUCUAGACUUUCUCUGUUAGAAUAGACAGAUAUAUUCUGUUCUAGCAUCUGUAUGGUUUUCUUCCUCUCUUGUUUUUUUUGUUUUUCUCUCCUUCUUGUCGUGCCGCGCCGCAUACAACCGCUCGAGUAUCAUUUUAUAUUCUGUACUUUUUAAAGAGAUAAUUUAUAAUUCGUACCAAAACUAUUAGAUGCUGACGUGUCGAUACGAGCGGCUGCUUCGGGUGUACAGUCGAAUCGUCUGAAUAGUUAUAAGGAAGCGACUUAAUCCGCAUCGAUGUAAGAAGAAAAUGCCAUUUCAGCCUAUAUGAUUUAUAUAUAUAUAUAUUUAGCCGAUUUCGUUUUUUAUCUUUUAAGCAGUGCCAUAAACCAUGCGAGUAUAUAAGAUAGUUUGCUCGGUUCUCACAGUACUGUUCUUAUUCUAACUUAUUUCUGUGUAAUAAUGUUACGGUUGAAUGUGAUAUUUUAAAUAGGCCUGGGUAUCUUAAAUAGCUGUAUCCUUUCCUUUUGGUUUUGUAUGAUUUCCUGUUAUUCUAUGAUUGUGUCACGGUGCCAACUGUCGAGCUCGGUCAGAUGUAGAGCCUCGGACGAUAAGGACCAGGAGGACCCUUCUUGAUUUCUGCGGUCUGUUCUCCGCUAGCGCUGACCGACUUCUUCACACUACAGAGUCCGUCCUUCGUGUCCGAAUCGCUGGGAAUGAUUUUGUGUCGCUCCCACAGCGAUCCGGUUAGAAGAGCCGCUUGUUAACGGUGUUUUUCCCAGCAGGUCAGGUGAUAGGAUGCGCUCUUUUCUUUAAGCAGAUAGCGAUUAGACCUCAUGGAUGGCAAGACCUCCAAAAGCAAUAAAACCAUUAGAACUCAAUGAACGAA
Messenger RNA from Puntigrus tetrazona (Sumatra barb), 2955 nucleotides. RefSeq names its product inositol polyphosphate-5-phosphatase A-like. The transcript is spliced from 16 exons. Gene Ontology annotation, biological process: phosphatidylinositol dephosphorylation. Gene Ontology annotation, molecular function: inositol-polyphosphate 5-phosphatase activity. The record is from RefSeq and is a predicted model, not a curated record. Bases 343 to 1584 code for a protein of 413 amino acids. NCBI's taxonomy places the organism in Eukaryota, Metazoa, Chordata, Actinopteri, Cypriniformes, Cyprinidae.